AUGGCCGCCGAGGAGGAGUACAAACGUCUGAGUGAGGCUCUGGCAGAUGAAGGCACCUACACAGCAGUGGCCUUCAAAUACAGCGCUGACUACUACGACCCCUCUCAGCCCACCGAGGAGGAGGAGGCUAACAGAGAAGCCGAAGAGGCGGAGGCUGAGGAGAGUGAGGAGCCGUUCGUCGCUCCCCCAGGGCUCACUAUCCCCCCCGAUGUAGAGCUGCCUGCAACCAUCAAGACCCAUAACAUCAUCGAGAGGACGGCCAACUUUGUAUCUCAGCAGGGGGCUCAGUUUGAAAUAGUCCUGAAGGCCAAGCAGUCUGGCAACUCCCAGUUUGACUUUCUCCGCUUCGACCAUUACCUCAACCCGUAUUACAGACUCAUCCUGCGGGCCAUGAAGGAAGGCCGAUACAACUUCCCCUCCAAGAAGCAGGAGCAGUCGCAGGAUUCCAACUCUGAUUCAGAUGAUGAUGGGGAUGGCAGUUACCUCCAUCCCAGCCUGUUCGCCCCUAAAAGGUGCUCUCGCCUGGAGGAGCUUGUGAAGCCUCUACAUGUAAUGGACCCCGACCAUCCUCUGGCAGAACUUGUCAGAAAAACCCGACUGGAAAGGAAUGGCGUGGUACCGGUGGUACCGGUGGUUGAGACCAAACCAGAGGAAGUGCCAGAACCAGUUGCUCCCAGCGCACCAGCGCAGUACACUGCUGACCCAAUGUACUAUGGGUACUACAUGCUCCCCGACGGAACGUUCUGCCUGGCCCCGCCUCCCCCGGGUAUAGAUGCCAGCUCCUACUAUAACAGUAUACCCUCAGCUGUCAUGGCUCCCCCUAUGUCUUCGGAGGCUUUGCCUAAUCUGGGAACUACCCCCACGCCUCCUGAAAGUGUCGCAAUGGCACCACCUGCUACAGCCCCCUCUCAGGUCCCCAGCUCUGCUGCUGUUGUACCAGAAAUCAGUUCUAAACCUGAAGCUCAAGUUUCCACACCAGCGCCACAAGCCAUCAUCCCCCCACCACCCGACUCCCAGCCAGUCAUAGACAAGCUGGCCGAGUACGUGGCUAGGAACGGUGUUAAGUUCGAGGCUGGUGUCCGUGCCAAGAAUGAUCCACGGUUUGACUUUCUGCAGCCUUGGAAUCAGUACAACCCCUAUUACGAGUUUAAGAAGAAUUACUUCAUGCAGAGGGAAGGAAGAAGCGCUCCAGAGAGUAGAGGCAGCAGAUGAGGACGAGGAUAAGUCGGACACCCAGGAUUCCAAGCUGACAAAAGCCUCCUUUGCCCCAAUCUGUUUUGCCAUCAGAGCAAAGGAGAAUGACAUGCUGCCGCUGGAGAAGAACAGAGUCCGGUUGGACGAC
Messenger RNA from Notothenia coriiceps (black rockcod), 1342 nucleotides. Its product is annotated as splicing factor, suppressor of white-apricot homolog. Bases 1 to 1212 code for a protein of 403 amino acids. Lineage: Eukaryota; Metazoa; Chordata; Actinopteri; Perciformes; Nototheniidae. The record is from RefSeq and is a predicted model, not a curated record. Gene Ontology annotation, molecular function: RNA binding. The transcript is spliced from 11 exons. Gene Ontology annotation, biological process: mRNA 5'-splice site recognition; RNA processing.